AUGGCAAAGAGCAGGAAACAAAAACUUAAGGUUAAGGACUUUCAAAAGCAGAAAUUAAAAGUGGGUAAGACACAGCCAAAGGCAAGUAAUGCAACUAAUACGUCCUUUGUCUCGAAGACACUUUCGAUCAAAAACCAGCAUUUAGAACGCAAUACAGACGAUCUUAGUAAAAAAUUAUCAUUACUGAAACAUCACAACUCUACGGUAAGGAAAGAAGCUCUGCAAUCUUUUAAUAAAGUCAUACCGCGCAUAUCGAAGACAAGAAUAAUGACACCGUUGUUAGUUCAGAGCAUCCCGCUAAUAUGCGAUGACUCCAAAACUGUUAGGCAAUCAUUUAUGGAAUUAAUUGAUGAGAUAGGGAAUCAUGAUGUGCAAGUUUUGAAACUCCAUUGCAAGAUGUUCGUUCUAUAUAUCAACAUGGCAAUGACCCAUAUAGUACCCGCGAUUCAAAAUGAUUCCAUAAAAUUUCUCCGUUGUCUCCUUCGCUACUGCGGCGAAGAAACAUGUAAACAAUCAUUCACUAAGCUACUAUCCGGUAUAUUAAAUUUACUUGGAUGGGGGACCAACCGUAAGAAUGCGAGCGCAUCUGCUGCCCAAACAACGAAAAGAGACUCCAAGCAGAUGGCAGAAUACUUGGACGCUUUACAUCGGCUGAUUUACGAAGGAUGUGCGGAGAAAUUGAAAGAUAACAAUGAUAGACAUCCGGAGAUUUUGAAUCAGUAUUUAAUACCCGAUUUCCCCCAGCCUUACGAAAGUUUAAAGCUAUUUACAAGAGCUUUGCGGAAUACCGCCACACAAUCUAAUGCAUCUUCCAUAUCAUCUAUAACAGACUCAAUCUCAACACAGGAUCGGGAAGCUCGUAGGCGAAUUUUACAAGAGGAUUUUUUUGACGUUAUAACGAAACGUUUAGAUGCGCUCAUUAAGGAAGGAGGAGUAUCAGGAAAGAGCUCCAACACAUUAAAAAAUCUUAUUGCUACUAUCAACUAG
Messenger RNA from Zygotorulaspora mrakii, 987 nucleotides. RefSeq names its product Ipi1p (gene IPI1). Gene Ontology annotation, biological process: rRNA processing. The record is from RefSeq and is a predicted model, not a curated record. The transcript has a single exon. Gene Ontology annotation, cellular component: nucleus. Bases 1 to 987 code for a protein of 328 amino acids. Lineage: Eukaryota; Fungi; Ascomycota; Saccharomycetes; Saccharomycetales; Saccharomycetaceae.